CCAAAAGCAGGGAAAAGUGGGAAAAGUCUGAAGGAAGGACAAGACUCAGAUCAAGAGAUUGCCAGCAGAAAAAACAGCCUUGCUGCUGCUCCAUCCGCAACAAGUAAUAAAAUAAAAGUACCAACCCCUCAGCCGAUGGUGAAGAAAGACAAGCGGCCGAAUUCCACAAGGUUUAGCGCCAGCAAUAAUAGAGAACUGCAGAGACUACCGCCUUUAAAAGAUGUUCCUCCUGCCGAUCAAGAGAAGCUUUUCAUCCAGAAGUUGCGUCAGUGUUGCGUCCUCUUUGACUUUGUGUCCGACCCGCUCAGUGACCUGAAGUGGAAGGAAGUGAAGCGAGCUGCUUUGAGUGAGAUGGUAGAAUACAUCACGCACAAUCGGAAUGUGAUCACAGAACCCAUUUACCCGGAAGUAGUCCACAUGUUCGCAGUUAACAUGUUUCGAACGUUACCACCAUCCUCCAAUCCCACGGGAGCAGAGUUUGACCCAGAGGAAGACGAGCCCACGCUAGAAGCAGCCUGGCCUCAUCUACAGCUUGUUUAUGAAUUUUUCUUAAGAUUUUUAGAGUCUCCAGAUUUCCAACCUAACACAGCGAAGAAAUAUAUAGAUCAGAAGUUUGUACUGCAGCUUUUAGAGCUCUUUGACAGUGAAGACCCCCGGGAGAGAGAUUUCCUCAAAACCACCCUCCACAGAAUCUAUGGAAAAUUCUUAGGCUUAAGAGCGUACAUCAGAAAACAGAUAAAUAAUAUAUUUUAUAGGUUUAUUUAUGAAACAGAGCAUCACAAUGGCAUAGCAGAAUUACUGGAAAUAUUGGGGAGUAUCAUCAACGGGUUUGCCUUACCGCUGAAGGAAGAGCACAAGAUCUUCCUGCUGAAGGUGUUGCUGCCCCUGCACAAAGUGAAGUCUCUGAGUGUCUACCACCCACAGCUGGCGUACUGUGUCGUGCAGUUUUUGGAAAAGGACAGCACUCUCACUGAACCAGUGGUGAUGGCUCUUCUCAAGUACUGGCCAAAGACUCACAGCCCCAAGGAGGUCAUGUUCCUCAACGAGCUGGAGGAGAUCCUGGACGUGAUCGAACCCUCGGAGUUCGUGAAGGUCAUGGAGCCGCUCUUCCGGCAGCUGGCCAAGUGUGUGUCCAGCCCGCACUUCCAGGUGGCGGAGCGGGCCCUGUAUUACUGGAACAACGAGUACAUCAUGAGCCUGAUCAGCGACAACGCCGCCAAGAUCCUGCCCAUCAUGUUCCCGUCCUUGUACCGCAACUCGAAAACCCACUGGAACAAGACGAUACACGGCCUGAUCUACAAUGCACUGAAGCUCUUCAUGGAGAUGAACCAAAAACUGUUUGACGACUGCACGCAGCAGUUCAAGGCCGAGAAGCUCAAAGAGAAGCUGAAAAUGAAGGAGCGAGAAGAAGCAUGGGUUAAAAUAGAAAACCUGGCCAGAGCGAACCCCCAGUACGCAGUGUAUAAACAAGCCAGCACCCUGAGCUUCGCGGUUGCGAUGGAGACAGAUGGGCCUCUGUUUGAAGACGUACAGAUGCUGAAAAAGACAGUGAGCGAGGACACUCGCCAGGCCCAGAAAGACCCGAAGAAGGACCGUGCGCUGGUGCGCCGCAAGUCGGACCUGCCCCAGGACCCCUACACCAAGAAAGCCUUGGACGCCCACUGCAGAGCCGCCGAUGCGCUGCUGUCCCAGGACGGGCACUAGCUGCCCACGCCCGCGGCUGGGGCGGGGGCAGGCCGGGCUUCUGUGGGCUCUGUAGAAACGACAUCCUCCUUGUGCCAUACCGGUCAGUCACACUCGAAGUCCGUGCUUCCUUGCCCGCCCCGUAGGCAAUAAGGCCCCCCGCAUCCGCUGAGAGCAGUUCAAACAAUGGUGGGUUCUGGGCACCCGGGCCCAGCAGUGUGGUGGGCAGAGUGGCCAGCCCAGAGCCCCGACAUGUAGGCCGAGCUACUCAGGCAUCUUGGUCAGCACCCCGAUGGAAUCGGUCCCCCUCCUCAGAGCUGGCCUGAGGACGGUGGUGCCCAUGGUUUUCCAACCAGGAGAACCCCUUCCCAGGGGUUAUCUGGCUCCUUAAGACUUGGACAACCUCGCAGCCCUGCUGUGACCCAGCCAGCAGUCACUGUGCGGCUUGGGGUUUUCUUUGGAUGCUCUGUUGCUUUUUUGUUUCUUCUGUUUCAGCGCCCUCACAGAAAUGGUUCUCCACAUUUGGGUUCUAGCCCACCCUCUGGGAGAUGUGAGCCCACAGUGCCCAGGGCUCCCCUUCCCUUGGGGCGGGGUUCCAGCUUCCUCCAUAAACCCGAAGCCAUACUUCGCAGUCUGUGGCCCAGCACCAGGCUCCCAGGGGAACCUGGCAGGGGACACGCCUCCCCAAGGCAGCUUUUUCUCCCCCUGCCUUGGACCGGAAUUGGAAUUUUACAGUUGUUUGUUCAUAUGUUUCAUUUGUAGAAACGCCCCACCCCACUCCUUUACUCAGACAUCGUUGCCCUUGAACAAGGCUCUUGAGUUCAUCCAAGUAGUCUUGGAGGACUGGAUUUUCUGGGAGUCUGGGGAGGGGCGGGCGGGGGGGCUUUUGAGUCCACCGUAUCUGGACCUGACCUGGACACGUGGCAGGCCGGGCAGGGUUGCCGGCUGACUGAGCAGGGUCCUUGGGAUGCCUCGGAAGCGUUCUCUGGAAAGAGUGCCCACGUCCCACCCAUCUUAAGUCGAAGUCCUCCGUCUCCACAUGCUGCUGCAUGGCUCACAGGCUCCACCACCCCCCCACCCCCCAGUGCUGAGCUUUUGGGUUUUGGAAGGGACGGCGGGAGGCAGCCCAAUGCCACCCACCUGGCGCCGUGUGUAUCCUGCCUGGCUUCUCUCAGGGUGGCCCGAGACGUCCUGAUCCCACGCAGGCAGGCACUGCUGUCUAAACACGGGUCUCCUGUCUCGUCUCUGGCUGCAGACUGUGUAACCAGCUGGGUGGUCGGUGUCCAAAUACGUAUGCCGCCCCCCACCCCCAGGGUAUCCCCUCCUGAGGACCCAUCCUCCGGAGGCGCAGGGUGGGGCCCCUGGGCCCAUUGUCCUUGUGUGCUGGAGGAAGAUGAUUGGGGGGAGGGGUGGACAGUGUCUUAGAAGAUUGUCCCAGCCUAAAGUGUGUGUGUGUGUGUGUGUGUGUGUGUGUGUGUGUGUCUGGGGUGGGGGGUGGGGGGGAGCAGUCUGCUUGGUGAAAAGACACAUUUCCUGAGAAACUUGACAAGUACCUAUCCAUCUUACCAUUAUGAAAACUAUAUUAAAAAAAAAGUUUAGAUGUCUUCUGCUUUUGAGGGAAAAAGGGUGCUUUAUCUAAAGCAGCAUCGUCUUGCGUAUUUUGAGAAACCAUUGUUUGAACUUCUGUCUGUAGCUGAUAAGAUUCUCAGAUACCCUGGAUUUUGGAUGUCCAGUAUGCUUGUGAGAGGGGUCUCUGGCGGGAGUAAACUAAUCCUUUUUGCCCUGGUGCAGGGUGGGAGGGGGUGUGGAAAGCAAGCCGCCCUAGUUUGGUUGGCCAUGUAAAGCUCACCUUACAAGAGCAUCUCUUUGUGGGGCUCUUAUUUCUGCUCUUUAUCAAAGAUAAACAUUCACCAAAAUCCAGAAAUCCGUCCAAGCUCUGAAAGACGCAUCUCCUCCAGCCGGAGUAUUCCUGCACUGCUUGGGUCUCGGUUCCCCGUGCUGGUCACCACCCUCUCCUCUCCUCCACCAGACCAACCUCAGACCCUCUGCUCCAAAAGUGGGCCCGGCAGUGUGGAGACUGUUUGUCCGGGUAAAAGUCCUGCACAGGGCAUCCUCACCUCUUCCCAAGUGUACCUGUACAUCCAGAUGUCCCUCUCCCCAGCGUCCGUCCUCCUAGUGUGGCUUCUGUGUGGCUCUUCCUUUUAAUAUUGUAUAUACAUUGUAUCUUUGUUUUACGGUAAUAAGUAAUAAAAAUGUAGACUUCAUAUUUUGUACAAAAUGUCCUAUGUACAGAAUUUUAAAAAAAGGAAAAAGUUGAUAGACGGCAAAAGUAGGUAAGUGGCACAGUUAUUUUUCUUUAGAAGAAACCUGUAACUUUGACGCCUGUGUGAGAUGUUAGCACCGACAUAUUUUUUAACAUUUUGUAACUCUGGGAUUUUCGUUUUGACAUUGUUUAUGGAGAGGAACGACUUCAUAUACUUGCCAUGGAAUAUGCGCUUUUCUCUAAUUUUAAAAAUUCUAAAAAACGGUGUAUUAUAUGGACUAAAUAAAGAACAUGUGAAUUUUA
Molecule: messenger RNA, 4249 nt
Organism: Echinops telfairi (small Madagascar hedgehog)
Lineage: Eukaryota; Metazoa; Chordata; Mammalia; Afrosoricida; Tenrecidae
Gene: PPP2R5C
Product: protein phosphatase 2 regulatory subunit B'gamma
Exons: 15
Coding region: 136-1704 (522 amino acids)
Biological process (GO): signal transduction; protein dephosphorylation
Cellular component (GO): protein phosphatase type 2A complex; cytosol; nucleus
Molecular function (GO): protein phosphatase activator activity
Source: RefSeq, a predicted model, not a curated record